CUCUCUGUGGUGGCCUGGGAGCUUGCAGGUAGCAGUCAUGGGCUUGCUCUUGCUUUGCAACGUAACUGGAUGCUCCAGGUGACUUGAAUUCUGAACUGAACGAACAUGAGUGCCCUUGAUUUGGCUUCAGUCCUUGAUUUUCUGGAGAUGGCCAACUUCACAGAGAUCAACUGGACGUGCCACAACGGCGACUGCAUCACGGUUGAUGCCACAGCGUGCCCUGGCACGCUUAACAAAAGCGCCUUGCUCUACACCCUAUCCUUCUUCUACAUUUUUAUCUUUGUCAUAGGGCUGGUGGCCAACUCUGUUGUGGUGUGGGUCAAUCUUCAAGCCAAAAUGACUGGCUAUGAAACCCACCUCUACAUCUUUAACUUGGCUAUUGCCGAUCUGUGUGUCGUCAUCACCCUUCCAGUUUGGGUUGUCUCCCUUGUCCAGCAUAACCAGUGGCACAUGGGAGAAAUUACAUGCAAGAUAACUCAUCUCAUAUUUUCCAUCAACUUGUACGGAAGCAUCUUCUUCCUGGCGUGUAUGAGCGUGGACCGUUACCUCUCCGUUGCCUAUUUCACCAAUUCCAGUAAUCGCAAGAAGAAGAUAAUACGCCGCUGCAUCUGCAUCUUAGUGUGGCUUCUUGCCUUCAGCGCCUCUCUCCCAGACACCUAUUAUCUUAAGACGGUCUCUUCCAGCAAUGAAACCUACUGCCGUCCCGUGUAUCCAGAAGAGAGCUUCAAAGAGUGGCUGAUAGGCAUGGAGCUCAUCUCUGUUGUGCUGGGCUUUCUUAUCCCUUUUCCCAUCAUUGCUGUCUUCUACUUCCUCCUUGCGAAGAGCAUCUCUGCCUCCAGUGACCAAGAGAGGAAGAGCAAUGGGAAGAUCAUUUUCUCCUACGUCGUCGUCUUUCUUGUCUGCUGGCUGCCCUACCAUGUGGCUGUCCUUCUUGACAUCUUCUAUAGCCUCCAUUUCAUACCCUUCAGUUGUCAAAUGGAGAACUUCUUGUAUGCCACUCUUCACAUCACCCAGUGUUUCUCCCUAGUCCAUUGCUGUGUCAACCCCAUCCUGUAUAGCUUCAUUAACCGCAACUACAGAUAUGAGCUCAUGAAAGCCUUUAUUUUCAAGUACUCGGCCAAAACUGGUCUCACCAAACUUAUCGAUGCUUCCAGAGUGUCAGAAGCAGAAUACUCUGCUCUGGAGCAAAAUACCAAAUGAUUGCGAUUCCCUCAAGAUGCUGCUUGGACUUCUUUUUUUUUUUUUCUUUUCCCCUGUGUUUGUUAUGAACGGGGCACGAGUUACGGCCUACAGAAGAGAAAUAGCAAACUGUAAUUUAAGAGCGGAAUCGGGCGCAAAAUGGAAGCGGUACCAAAACCAAGCAUUUUGUUGGUGUGUUUUGUUUCAUCUCCUGCUAGCCCAGUCUGGGCUGGUCAACACUGCUAUGCAAAUGGAAAAGACUUUGUAGCAAACAAAGCCAUUGUGUACCGUAGAUAACAUGCGUUUUCAAGAUAAGCUUUUUCUUCCAUGUGUAGAUUCCCUCUUGGUCUCAUUGUAUAUGUUAUAUAUAUAGUCUGUUGUAUUUAAAAGCUCAAGACUUUAUUUUCUGGCUAUUGGUGUACCGUAUACAAUUGUAUUUGAAAAUUAAAUAUAUUUUUAUCAUGUAUUUGAAGUAUAUUGCUGAUGAGUGUAUCCGGAGUGCUGUAGUCUGAGUGUUAGAUUGCUGUUUGGUUUUAACUCUCCUAGGUAAUAGGGUGGCAAUAAAUAGCAGAAUGGAAAUGAGAUCUCUUAUGGGCAUCCUCACUGGCCAGAACACUUUAUCACUUUAUUGACCAUAGCUCUAUAUGGUGGUUGUACCCAUGUCUGGAGCAUAAAAUGUAUGUACUGUAGAAUAGUUACCGUCAUGUUAAAGUUAACAGUAUUGUAAGAGUUGUUAACUCCUACAGUGUGCUUCACAAAGCUGUAUCCUUAUGCGCAGAAUGAAUGAUACUACUUUUGAGA
Molecule: messenger RNA, 1980 nt
Organism: Tinamus guttatus (white-throated tinamou)
Lineage: Eukaryota; Metazoa; Chordata; Aves; Tinamiformes; Tinamidae
Gene: ACKR3
Product: atypical chemokine receptor 3
Biological process (GO): G protein-coupled receptor signaling pathway; chemotaxis; vasculogenesis
Cellular component (GO): membrane
Molecular function (GO): coreceptor activity; G protein-coupled receptor activity; chemokine binding
Source: RefSeq, a predicted model, not a curated record